AUGUAUUCUUUCUUAUUACUUUUAUUAUUACUCGUUCAUCGUCAUCUUAUUAUUAAUGGUGACAAAAUGGCAUCUUGCCAACAAACAUUUGGUUCUAGUAAAUACGACCUAAAUUCAUUAAAUACAUUCACACUGACGGGCAGUGAUCAAGAAUACAAUUAUGCUUUUACACCAUGUGGCAUUGUUCCGCAGACGUCAUGUGGUGGCAGAAUGGUUAAUGGUGUUAUGGCGUGUCAAACAAGUAAAACUCAAUCAUUUGUCGCCGUGAUAGCUUAUACUGACGGUAGCAAACCAACGAAUGCUACAUAUACAAAAGAUGCCAAAGGAAUAGUGAUGACUACAAUCAAUGGUGAUACAUGUGGUCCAAGACGUACAAUGACAGCAACAUUUAUUUGUGAUAAAAAUAUUAAAAAACCAACAACAAUGGAAGUUCAUGAACCCCGACCACCUGGAUGUACUUUCAAUAUUAUCGUGAAAGCUGCAGGAGCUUGUCCAAUUGGAUCCUCUGGUGGUGGUCUCAGUGGUGGAGCAAUAUUCGUCAUUAUUUUAAUUGUACUCAUCGUAGUUUAUUUAGUCGGCGGCUUGUUAUUUAAACGUUUUAAGCAAAACCAGACGGGAAUAGCGGCUAUACCCAAUCUUGAUUUUUGGUUACUAUUGCCUACACUCAUUCGAGGUGGUCUAGGUUUUACAUGGUCAAAGAUAAGAGGAGUGUGUGGCGGUGGAAGCACGUCAGCGAGUUCAUCAUAUCAAUCUGUAUAA
This is a messenger RNA of Didymodactylos carnosus, 759 nucleotides long. The record is from the annotation of a GenBank genome assembly. NCBI's taxonomy places the organism in Eukaryota, Metazoa, Rotifera, Eurotatoria, Philodinida, Philodinidae.